GCUCAAAACGAUCGCGGCCCCACACGCUGACGAAUCACGAAAUUACAAAAGCGUCACGUGUAUCAUUUCAUUGGCCCUUCUCUGGUUCAAACUUCAAACCAAACUCUCCAAGAAAAGAAAAAGCAGCCAUGUCGCGACACUCCCCAGCUAAUAUGCCGCGAAUCUUCUCAUCGUUUACUCUUCGCUCUUUCCCAGUCUACCCCUCCCGUGGCAGAGGUCGGAGGAUAUAAAUAGACAUUGUGCAAACAACUUACAGAGUUCAGUUCAGACCCGAGGAGAGGAGAGGAGAGGAGACACCACACCACAGCGCUAAAAAUGGCGGUACCCAGUAGUUUGCUUCGCUCUUCCAACCCUCGCCGAUUCAUUCUUCCUUCUUCUCUUAAUUUAAACAGUCACCCACCCACGUCGUUAUGGUGUUUAAGUAAGGCGGGGGCUAAUGGACACAAAGGAAUUUCCAAUAAUGGUGAGAGGAAGUCCAAGGUUGCAACAAAAGCAUCCACGGCCUCGGAGAGCGUUGUAUCUUCACAACCACAGACCAGCAGUGGAGCCCAUCUCUCUUCCAUGGUGGCAGAUGUCAAGCUCGUACUUUUCAGGAUCUUAGAACCCGCUGUGAAGGUGAAGAGGAAAUCGUGGAAACUUCAGGCCGAGAUGCUCAUAGAGAAGGUAAUCCUUGACUGUAGAUUUUUCUCCUUGCUGGCGGUCAUGGGAUCCUUGGUUGGUUCAAUAUUGUGCUUUGUUGAGGGCUGCUUCCUUGUUCUGGAAUCAUAUUUCCAGUAUUUUUACAAUAUGUCCAAAAAAGCAGAUGAAGGACAUGUGAUAAACCUGCUAAUUGAAGCCAUAGAUAUGUUUAUUGUAGGAACAGCCAUGCUUACUUUGGGUGUUGGGUUAUAUGCUUUGUUUGUGGGCACCAACAACAUGAAGAAAGGAAAUGGGGCUUUACUUUCCGGGUCCAACUUGUUUGGGCUUUUCCGCCUCAAGAUGCUUCCAGCAUGGAUGGAGAUACAUUGUAUAUCACAGGCAAAAUCCAGAAUUGGGCAUGCAGUGCUAAUGAUGCUUCAAGUGGGGGUGUUGGAGAAGUUCAAGAGUGUACCUUUGGUUACUCCAGUAGACCUGGCUUGUUUUGCAGGAGCUGUACUAGUUUCUUCGGCUUGCAUUUUUGUUCUCUCAAGACUUUCCAUGGGUGGAACAGAUGGAAGAUAGCAAACCAUGUACAUGGUUUAUAUAGAUUAUUAUAGACCAUAAUAUCAGCCAUUCCAUUUUCAAUUUUAUUUAUUUAUUUAUUUAUUUUUGAGGGAAACAACUCUAGCCCAAUCAUACAGAUUAAAGGUUCUUUGUAGCAUAUAUUGUAUAUGUUGGCAUACUUUUCAGAACAAUCAACAAGUGCUUUAUGUAAUGUUUCCUCUUAGUUUGAGGAGAAAAAGAACAAUAAAUAAAAGAUGAACACUUUUUCA
Molecule: messenger RNA, 1451 nt
Organism: Nelumbo nucifera (sacred lotus)
Lineage: Eukaryota; Viridiplantae; Streptophyta; Magnoliopsida; Proteales; Nelumbonaceae
Source: RefSeq, a predicted model, not a curated record